Messenger RNA from Adineta ricciae, 2451 nucleotides. The record is from the annotation of a GenBank genome assembly. Lineage: Eukaryota; Metazoa; Rotifera; Eurotatoria; Adinetida; Adinetidae.
AUGAAAAUCNGGGCACAAACGACUAGAAUCUUGUUGAUGAUAUUUUGUAAUCAUAAUAAAUGGAAAGCUACAUAUUUAAUUUUAAAUGGUUUUAAUUCAGUAAAUACAAUGUCUCCAGGUGCAUUUACUCGUGUAUUUAGUACGACAGUCAACACUGUUUUUCGUCGAUUUCUUUUGGCAUUAAUUCGAGCAACGUUGAUCUACAUAAUCGCGUUUUUGUUUGUUCAUUUACCAACAUUUUGGAAUUAUAUAACAACAUUGGGAAAAGAUGAUCGAAAACGAGACAGACAGCGAAGAGUUCGAGCGAAAUUGUCUGAUGACUCGAAUCCAUCAUCACCUUAUCGAGCAGUUGAAGUUCUUGAUGAACUGCGAUCACAACCUGAAGAAGAUGUGGAAACUUUAGCGAUAAUACCUGAUCUUUGUCUUGAACGUCAUGCGGAUAAAGAAACAAUGGGUGUGAGAGAAAUUCUUGAUGUUGAAGAUGAGAAACAACCAAAUGGAAAAGUUUUCAAAAAGUAUGUUUUGGGUGAAUAUAAAUUUACGACAUAUCGUGAAGCGUGUAAACAUAUUGAUGCGAUCGGUCGUGGUUUAUUAUCCCUGGGUGCUAAACAAGGUGAUCGAAUUUUAAUUUAUUCUGAGACACGUCCUGAAUGGUUAUUAACCGCAUUCGCAGCAUUUCGACAUGGUUUUACACUUGUUACACUUUAUUCAACAUUGGGAGAAGAAGCAGUGAAAUAUGGAAUUAAUGAAUCUCAAGUGAAAAUUAUCAUCACAUCACAAGAAUUAGCAUUGAAACUUGAUAAAGCAUUGGAUCAAAUGGAAAACGUUCAACAUGUGGUUUAUUUUCCUGCAAUGGCCAAGCCAGCUUCAGUGAAAGUUCCACAGAAUAAGAAAACAAUUAACUUCAUUUCAUUGAAACAAUUAGAAGAACAAGGAGAAAAUGCACAAAUCGAUGAGACAACAUUAAAGAAACGACCGGGAAAGAAAGAUAUAGCAGUUAUAAUGUACACAAGUGGAAGUACUGGAACACCAAAAGGUGUUUUGAUUAAACACGAAAAUAUCAUUGCAGCAAUGACUGGUCAAAAGGAACGUGUUUUUCCAAUGGUGAACGUUGAUAAUGACGUUUAUAUUGCUUAUCUCCCAUUGGCACACAUUCUUGAACUUUGUUGUGAAAUUCUCGUAUUUUUCAUGGGGAUUAAAAUGGGUUAUUCAUCACCACAAACAUUAACUGAUCAAUCAACUGCGAUCAAACGUGGUCAAAAAGGAGAUUUACAAAUUCUUCGUCCACAUCUCAUGACUUGUGUCCCUACCAUUCUCGAUCGUAUUCAUAAGGCAGUCAAUGAAAAGAUUAGUCAAUCUAAUUUCGUUACACGACAAUUAUUUCAUUUAUCAUAUAAAAUCAAAGUUAAACGCUUAGAACUCGGCCUGGAAAGUCCACAUCUUGACAAGUUGGUCUUUUCACGUUUUAAUCAAUUAGUUCUUGGUGGUCGAGUCAAAACUAUGUUAUCAGGUGGAGCUGUUUUGGGUGAAGAUACACAACGUUUUGUGCAAGCAGCACUUUGUGUGACACUUUUUCAAGGUUAUGGAUUAACAGAAACAUGUGCAGCAGGAACAAUUGCUGAUCAAUAUGAUGUUACAGUUGGUCGUGCGGGAUAUCCACUUGUUUCGUGUGAAAUUCGUUUAGUCGAUUGGAUUGAAGGUCAAUACAAGAAUACAGACAAACCAAAUCCACGUGGAGAAAUUCUUAUUGGAGGAAAAGUUGUUGCUGAUGGAUAUUUUGGUGAAGCUGGAAAAAAAGAAAAUGAAAAUUUCAAAGAAAUCGAAGGAACAAAAUAUUUUUGUACUGGUGAUAUUGGAGAAUUUUUUCCUGAUGGAACUUUAAAGAUUAUCGAUCGAAAGAAAGAUCUUGUUAAAUUACGUGGUGGAGAAUAUGUUUCAUUAACUAAAGUUGAAAUGGCAAUGAGUAAAAUUCCAAUCAUUGAAAAUUGUUGUUUAUGCGCAUCUGCCUCAUCUGAAUAUACAGUGGCUUUGAUUUGUCCAAAUACGAAAACUAUGUCGAAUUUCACUGAGAAACAUUUCGGAGAAAAAGAUUGGCAUAAAUUGGUUAAUGAUGAUGAAUUUAUUGAAUUAGUUUUGAAAGAAGUUCAACAAGCUUGUAGCAAAGGUGGCAUUGAAAGAUUUGAAACUCCACAAAAGAUAAAAAUUGUUACUGAACCUUGGACACCAGAAACGGGUCUGGUUACUGAUGCAUUAAAAUUGAAACGAAAAGCCAUUGAACAAAAAUAUAAAGAUGACAUUGAAGAUCUUUAUGAAGAGAGAAAAGCAAAACCUAAAUCAGAAACAAAGAAAAUCCGAAAGACAGAAGAGAAAAAACUAACUUCAAAUGAAAAUCCAACCGAUGUGGCAAAAGAUGUCAUUUCAAAUGAUAAUGAAAAGAAGAAAGAACUUUAA